This is a messenger RNA of Scylla paramamosain (green mud crab), 4198 nucleotides long. RefSeq names its product DNA helicase MCM8-like. NCBI's taxonomy places the organism in Eukaryota, Metazoa, Arthropoda, Malacostraca, Decapoda, Portunidae. Gene Ontology annotation, cellular component: MCM complex; nucleus. The transcript has 16 exons. Gene Ontology annotation, molecular function: single-stranded DNA helicase activity; ATP binding; single-stranded DNA binding. The record is from RefSeq and is a predicted model, not a curated record. Bases 221 to 2836 code for a protein of 871 amino acids.
GGCGACGGCGGGAGGUUCGCUGGUUCGGCUCGGGGUAAGAUGGUUGUAUUGUUUGCUGUUUAGUGUGUGGCGUAUAGUGUGUGGUGGUGUGGCUGCUUCACGACGGUGGUGAGUUGUGGUACGUCAGCACACCUGUGGCCUGAGUGUGACAGCAUCUCAAGCAGGGAGCAUCACAGCAGCUCCUCUCUUCCCCUCAGAGCAACAGGUGGACUGGUUCAGGAUGUCUGAAGACGGCAGGCAGAGGUGGAAGCAAGGAGGUGGUGGAUGGAGAGGUGGAAGAGGAAGCUGGAGGGGAGGAGGAGGAAAGUGGAGGGGAAGAGGAGGAAACUGGAGGGGCCGAGGAGGAGGAAGCUGGAGAGGUCAAGGAGGAAACUGGCGGGGUAGAGGAGGGAACCGGAGAGGAGGAAGUAGUCAAGGUGUGCAGGGGUCAAUGCCACCUCCCUCCAGUGUUCCCUGGCCACCCUCCCAGCCAACCAUCACCACACUGCUGCCACAAGUCCCCACACCUUACAAGGGCUGGCACCUCUACAUGACACAGACUUACAGUGAACACUCGGACACAGUUGAGUUUGUGUGUGCCUUUGAGAAGUAUCUGAAGCAAAACUACCACAAGUGUCUGCGCAGUGAACUGGAGGAGCGCAGGGCCUUCUCUGUUGACCUCAAGGAGCUGCUGAGUGAUGAAGAUGUCAAGACAGCAAUGCCAGAGCUGCCCAAUUUGGUCUUGAAUUCACCAGAGGACGUCAUCAACUGUCUGGGUCUGGCAAUGCAUCAGCUGCUGACAGAGGAGAUUGAGGCGGAGCUGAAGGCAGAAGCAGAGGAGGUGCUGGGCGGGGCGACAGAUGGUACUGACAGGGCAGCUCUGGAGGCCUUGGUGCCAGACACACAGCUGCCACGCAUCCAUGCCCGCCUCACCAACCACAGCAAGGUCACCAAGCUGGGUGCCCUUAAGUCCAGCCAUUAUGGCAAGCUGGUGAGUGUCCGGGGAACAGUGGUGCGUGUGAGUCCUGUCAAACCGCUAUGCACGGUGCUGGCCUUCUCCUGCCUGGGGUGCGGUGGGAUGCAGGGUGUAGGGCAGCCAGAGGGGCGCUACCUGGUACCCUCCUCCUGUGCUGCAACGCCUGGCUGCCGCUCUCGUUCCUUUGUGCCAGAGAGAUCCCACCGCCUCACUCACACUGUAGACUGGCAGACCUUCACCAUGCAGGAAAUUAUCAGUGAUGACCCAAGGGAGGGGGGCAGGAUCCCUCGCACAGUGGACUGUGAGGCCAAGGAGGAUUUGGUGGAUUCCUGUGUGCCGGGAGACUUGGUCACUGUCACUGGCGUUGUCAAGGUGAGCCAGAGUCAGGAGGGGCGUGGUAGCAAGGGGGACAAGUGCAUGUUUCUGUUGUACAUCGAUGCCUCAUCCGUCACCAAUGGCAAGGGUCGUGGUGCCGGGGCUGACUCCGCUUCAGUUGGCAUUGAGUUCAGCCUCAAGGACUACUAUGCUAUUCAGGAGAUCCAAGCAGAGCCAAACCUGUUCCGGCUGCUGGUGGGGUCUCUGUGCCCAUCCAUCUAUGGCCAUGAGAUGGUGAAGGCGGGGCUGCUGCUGUGCUUGUUUGGGGGCUGUGGCCGGGGGGGCAAGGGAGGAGUGGCAGUGCGGGGCAAUUCUCACAUCUUGGUGGUGGGAGACCCUGGCCUGGGCAAGAGUCAGAUGCUGCAGGCGUGUGCAAAUGUGUCUCCCCGUGGAGUGUACGUGUGUGGCAACAACACCACCACGCCGGGCCUGACGGUGACGCUGUGCCGGGAGGGGGGCGGUGCGGGGGAUUAUGCCAUGGAGGCAGGGGCGCUGGUGCUGGCUGACCAGGGCUCCUGCUGCAUUGAUGAGUUUGACAAGAUGGGCAGCCAGUACCAGGCACUGAUGGAGGCCAUGGAGCAGCAGACAGUGAGCAUCGCCAAGGCGGGAGUAUUGUGCACACUACCGGCCCGCACCUCCAUCCUGGCAGCAGCCAACCCCUGUGCCGGCCACUACAACAGGGCCAAGACUGUCUCUGAAAACCUGAGGCUCAAACCGGCCAUGCUCUCUCGCUUUGACCUCAUCUUUGUUCUCCUCGACAAGCCAGAUGAGGAGCUGGACUGCCGCUUAUCGGAGCAUGUGAUGGCAUUGCAUAGCGGGAUGGGUGGCAAGAUGGGCCACGCAUCAUUCUCCAAGAGCAGGAACUCCAGCUUUGCCUCCACCUCCUCCACACUUGAUGACGAUGAUGACAAGCCCCUCAGUGAGUACCUGAAGCAGCCCACCUGGGAGCCCCUGGAUCCUGUGCCUCACCAGCUGCUCAGGAAGUACAUCUGCUAUGCCCGCCGCUACGUGCACCCGCGCCUCAGCCCAGCUGCUGCCAAGGUGCUGCAGGAGUUCUACCUUGACCUGCGGCAGAACCACGUGUCUGACGCUAUCCCCAUCACCACUCGGCAGCUGGAGUCACUGGUGCGCCUCACUCAGGCCCGGGCGCGGUGUGAGCUGCGGGAGGAGGCGACGGGUCAAGAUGCACAGGAGGUGAUUGAGGUGAUGCGCUUCUCCAUGAAGGAUGCUUUUGCUGACGACCUGAGCCUGGUGGAGUUCCAGAUGUCCCUGGGAGAGGCAAAGACGGGAUCCAGGGGGCCGGUGAAGAAGUUCAUAGCAGGCCUGACUCGGCUGUCAGAGAAGACCUGCAAGUCAACCUUCAGUGUGAACGAGAUGAAGCAACUCAUCAAGCAAAUGAACCUGAAGGUGCCGGACUUUGGAGACUUUCUGUCCACCCUGAACCACCAUGGCUACCUCAUUAAGAAGGGCCAGGGUGUGUAUAGGCUGUCCUCCUUUGACUGCUGACAGGGAGUGGAUCCUCAGCUCGCACCUCUCCUUCUCCUGACGGAUCGCCUCCAUCUGGUUGGUGAGGCGACGGAUCUUCUCACUGUCAAUCUGCCGCUCUCGUCGGUGGUCACUGCUCAUCUCCAGUGUCUGUGAGGAGAAGCACAUCAACAAAAUAAGAUGCCCUUUCACACUGCCCUUCAUGUAAUGACCUGCUCAUCUUUAGUGUCUGAAAAUGUAUAUAAAGAAUACAAGAUCUCUUCUCAAACUUCUCUAACAAUUGCUGUCUAUCUACUUAUGUACCAGGCUGGCCUAGACAAAGCACCACACACAUACACACACAUCAUUAGCACUCUAUGCCCUGGUGGAAAGGAACAGUCUUGUGGACCACACUACUACACCCCAGGAGCUUAGGCAAUACAUGACCAUAUUGACUAUCAUAACAAGUUAGAUUCAGAUGUUUUAAUUAAUUUUGUUCCACACUAUAGUUCUAAACAUUAUACUGGCUACACAUUGGAUUAUCUCCUCUUUUCAAUCCUAUUUUGUUUCUUCUACAUACUUGUUAAGACUAUGAGGUGUUUUCAGUUGUUACCUAUUGCAGUGAAACAGUUAAGAGUUUCCCAAUGCAUUCCUUAACAUGACUUUCCUUAACCAGACUACACAGUAAUAAUUCAAAUGAAGAGCAAACAGUAUGAUAUUGUAGUAGAUGAAGAUAUUCCCUUCACUACAAGUCCCCUGUGGUGGAUGGAAGCAGCCCAGCUGAGCACAGCACACUCACCUCCUUCAAGUGCUUCUGCUGCAUCUCUGUGUUCUGAGUCUCCAGAUCGUCAAUCUUCCUCCUCAGUUCCAUGUUCUCGAUGCGCAUGCUGCUCACCGAUGAGUCCAUGUAGGGCUGGUCUGGCCGCCCCGUGUGGCUGUCAGGCUGAGGCCGUCGGUGGUCCUUCCUCUCAUGCUCAUACUGUUGUUUGCAAGACGUUAGUGAGUGCAUGAGGGAAUGACAACGUGGUGUGCUUACUUAUACAUGCCAGGUAUUUACCAAUGACAUUACUGAUGGAACAAUUGGAGCAGCACAUUCCACCACUACUGAUCUACGUAGGUGUGUGGCUACAACUCACAUUUAUAACAGGUGACAAAUGAAAGAAAUGUAAAUUUCAGUUAUUAUAGUUUCUAUUGUCAUAGUUGCUGUCAAGGAACAACAUUAUUAGUUUUAGGUUUAGAUAUUGUGAAAGUUAUUUAUCAAAGUUCAUAGUUUUAGAUUCUUAAAUAAACUAAUGGAAAUAUUUUUACUUACAUUUAGUUUUAUAAAUGGAAUUUAUUUCAUCAUGCAACUUUAAAAGUUCUAUAUAUGAUUAUACAAAAUAUAUUUGCAAUAUUUUCUUAAAA